AGUGAUUGAGCUGGUGUACAGUAUAUAGCUUACUCGAAUGCCAUUGCAGAAGAAACCCGUGAAGGUGUUACCCUGACAGGUGUGUGUAGGAGUAUCAAGACCCGUAAAGCUGUGGCGAGACGUGAAUAGACAUACCCAAGACGUACACAUAUUUCACCUGGUGUGUGAAGACGUGUCUUAAAAAUGGAGUUUCGUGUGCCGACGGACGCCACACUGCGGCGUCAUGGUGUGGGUAUAAAUUUGUCAGGGAGGUUGCCGCUUCUCCUGGAGGGCACCUCACUGGGCACCUUUACCCUCGCCAUCCCCAUGAUCAUAUUUAUCGACGAGAUCUUCAAUUUAGACAUGUUUUUUGGCAGAAAUAAGAAAAAUGGACUUUAUUCUUCAGACGAAGACUUUGAUGAAGAGUUCUGGCAAGAGGAAAAUGAAGAGGCGUGGGUGGAAGAUGGGGCGGCGUGGGAAGAGGAGCAGGCGUGGGUGCUGGGAUGGGUGGAGGAGCUGCUGGAGAGCAAAGUAGGUGUGGAGGGUCGAUCCUGUGUACAGAGGUUCAUCUGUGAGCUGCAGCACCAAGCCAUCCACCAACACACCCUUCUAGGGGAAGUUCUUACCCUGAUCUUCUCACCCAGGAAAGGCAGCAGCGGUGGACCCUUUCAACAGUACAGACUGGCACAGGAGGUGGGUCGCAACUUGUCACACAUGGAUGGUUGUGCUGAUAAGUUCUACUUGUGCCCGCUCUCAGUGUUCAGCCUGUUAGGAGCAGGUCAGACGCCCAGGGGAUCAUAAGGGGCUUCUGGCAGCUUCGAGUACACCCUCACUUGGACGACCUGAUGAUUCCAGUUGAGGUUGAAUCUCUGGUCAAUUGAAGCCGGCAUCCCCAUGUCGACGGCCCACAAAGUUACUGAGUUCUUACAUUCUCAGUUGGGCGGAAAUUUAACUUUCAUAUCUUCAGACGACGAGGGAACAUAACAGCUGGGAUCUAAGUCCAUGUGAACAUUGGAAUUUAGAUUUGUUGAAAUUCUCUAAAACGAAUAAAGACAUAUGUCACCUUUC
Messenger RNA from Homarus americanus (American lobster), 1047 nucleotides. RefSeq lists its product as uncharacterized. The coding region runs from base 184 to 780 and encodes 198 amino acids. The record is from RefSeq and is a predicted model, not a curated record. The transcript is spliced from 4 exons. NCBI's taxonomy places the organism in Eukaryota, Metazoa, Arthropoda, Malacostraca, Decapoda, Nephropidae.